UAACCUCGCACCACAAUCCAAUCAAAAGGAGCUUAGCAAAAUCAUUGAGAACAAGUGUGUGCAACUCCAAACAAGGGGAAGCAAAGGGUCAACUGAACUAUGGCCUACCGUCACUUAUUACUUCUGUCAGAAUUGCUUGCUUCAUGUUCUUUUAUAUAAACACAUGGGAUUCUGCUUCAUUUCAUUUGAACACAAACAUCUCUCUUUCUCUCUCUCUCUCUCCAAGACUUCAUCUUUUUGGAACAGCUGAUGAACCUUUGACAUGGGAGAACUCCAAGAAGUGCAACUUCAGAUCAUGGUUCAGGAAGCUAAAGAAGAAAAUUCAACAGAGUCUACAAGUGUCACCAGCCAGGCAACACUGCCACAAAGAAGAAACUACAACUGGUGGCUCCGAAUCUCGAUCUACGUACUCUUUCUCCUCCUUGGCCAGUCAGUAGCUGUUAUCUUAGGAAGGAUGUAUUUCAUUAAAGGUGGAAACAGCAAAUGGAUGGCAACAGUAGUACAGCUUGCUGGCUUCCCGAUUCUCAUUCCUUUCUAUUUCAUCAUGAAACUCAAAAAUCCUACUGCAAGUGAUACUCCCACAAAAUCCCCAUCAGCCCUAACCCUCACAGCAAUCUAUGUAUCUCUUGGCCUAUUGGUAGCAGCAGAUUGCUUUCUGUAUUCAAUUGGGUUACAGUACCUUCCAGUCUCCACUUACACUCUCAUAUGUGCAUCUCAGUUAGCUUUCAAUUCUGUUUUCUCAUUUUUCCUCAAUUCCCAGAAGUUCACUCCAUGCAUAAUCAAUUCUCUAGUUCUUCUAACCAUCUCCUCUGUCCUCCUGGUCUUCAACAAUGAGUCUGCAAACCCUACUGGAUUCUCUAAAGUGAAGUAUGCAAUCGGUUUCAUAUGCACUGUAGCUGCUUCUGCUGGGUAUGGACUGGUGCUGUCACUGACGCAGCUUUGCUUCAAGAAGGUUAUCAGAAAGCAAACGUUUAAGGUAGUCAUGGAUAUGAUAAUCUAUCAAGAAUUAGUUGCAACUGGGGUUGCAAUGAUUGGACUUUUCGCCAGCGGUGAGUGGAAAAGUUUGACAAGAGAGAUGGAUGAGUAUCAAAUGGGAAAGUUUUCUUAUGUGAUGAACUUAAGUUGGACUGCUAUAGUUUGGCAGGUGUUUGCCAUUGGAAGUGUUGGGUUGAUUUUUGAGGUUUCUUCUUUGUUUUCUAAUGCCAUAAGUGUUUUAGGCUUGCCAAUUGUUCCUGUUCUGGCUGUGUUCGUCUUCCAUGAUAAAAUGGAUGGUGUCAAGGCAAUUUCUAUGUUGCUGGCUGUCUGGGGAUUCCUCUCUUAUAGCUAUCAGCAUUAUCUCGACCAUCGUGAAUCCAAGGCUGAAAACAGAGGUUCCAUUGAGGUUUCUAAAGCUUCUCAUACUGGAGAAGACUAAAAUGGAGUGUGCAGAAUGAUAGACAGCUAUUGCUGGUGUUUGAAACACUUUUUUAGAUGAUUCAAGAACACAUCAGACAAUCCUAGCAUGCAAUAACAUACUAGAAUGUAAUAAAAAUUUAAUCCAACAAUGGCCUAAAACUUCCAUUUCCUUCCA
Molecule: messenger RNA, 1570 nt
Organism: Manihot esculenta (cassava)
Lineage: Eukaryota; Viridiplantae; Streptophyta; Magnoliopsida; Malpighiales; Euphorbiaceae
Product: probable purine permease 10
Exons: 2
Coding region: 263-1414 (383 amino acids)
Cellular component (GO): membrane
Molecular function (GO): purine nucleoside transmembrane transporter activity
Source: RefSeq, a predicted model, not a curated record